AUGAGUAUUUACGUGUGGAAAGUGGGAGAAAUUGCGCUUGCCCGAUUGAGCAGAAAAGUGUACGCUAAAGUUAGAGUAGUGAAGAAUGAAGACGGUGUUUUCCAUGACGAGAAAGUUCUAGGCAUAUCGUGUAAAGAAGACGGCAGCAUAAAAGUAACGAAACAACUGUGCUACCAUGUGGAAAUAAGCCGCACAGGCCAGAAUCUGUGGCUACCUUACACCAGUCUGUAUUUAGCCGAGCGUUCUAGACCGUUCUAUGGAAAGGAUAAAGUCCUGAACAGUAAACCAGUGCCAAAAACUAACUCUAUGCCUAGAAAGAGAAAAGUAAAAGAAGAUCACAUACUUCCAAUGGAAGUUAAACUAACAAAACAUAACGACCCUGAUUUGAACACAACCUUUGACAUUCGUCACAUGCCAAUGAAGCUAAGCAAAUACGAAAAUGCCUUCAAAGAAUUUGUACGCAGGGGCAAAGAGACUUUAUUCGACCACUUCUAUAAUGUUUUAGAAGAGAACAUGAAUGUAAACCUGGAUAUACUGGAUUAUUUGAAAAAUGUUAAUGCCAGUACGGAAGAUAAAUUUGAAACAGUGAUUAAAAAUAUUGUAACAGAAAAGGAAAUUGAGAAUUAUUUGCACCAGUGUUGGAGGUAUAACUUUGUUAACUGGCAAUCUGGUGCUAUGGAGAACAAGGAGGGAUGUGAUCAUUCUAAGUCAAACUCACCAGAGAAGACAAUAAUAACACUGCAUACAUCAUGGUGCCUCGUUUGCGGACAAAAGGAUAAGUUACGCGAGUGUGUCAACUGCCCCUCGUCCUUCCAUCUGGCCUGUCGCAAAGAAUGGCUUGUCACGAUUAUACAUCGCAAGAAUCCUCCUCAGAAAGUCGCCAAACCCACCACUAUAGUACAAAAGAUUCUAUCAAGUACGCGCACUAUAUGCUCAGUGAAAAAAGACCGUGAGCCUACUGACCUGUGCCCCAGUUGCAUGUGGGGCCCCAGAGUUGGAUACGACGAUGUGGUGUGGCACCGGCUGCGCGGCUGCCCGUGGUGGCCAGCGCGAGUGCUGACGCCCGGCGCGGCGCCGUCGUGCCUGCUUGCGCGGACGCACAGCCCCACGCACUGGCCGCUGCGCUACUACGGCACACUAAACUACUCGUGGGGCGAAUCGGAACGCAUGUCGCUAUUCCUACCGGCGCACGCGUCGCAAGCAUCACUCGCGGCGCUGGAGGCACGCGACCCGAUGUUGAGACAGGCACUGCUCGACGCUUGCGACGACUAUAUUUCUGUGUACCUCACUUAAUUUUUUAAGAACUGUUAAGGUGAUAUGUCACGGUCAAGUUUCCGUACAAAAGCUACAUUCAUUGUAAUAAAGUCGUAAUUUCAUUUGCGGCAAUGUAAUGACACUAC
Molecule: messenger RNA, 1400 nt
Organism: Hyposmocoma kahamanoa
Lineage: Eukaryota; Metazoa; Arthropoda; Insecta; Lepidoptera; Cosmopterigidae
Exons: 7
Coding region: 1-1293 (430 amino acids)
Source: RefSeq, a predicted model, not a curated record